This is a messenger RNA of Schistocerca americana (American grasshopper), 6805 nucleotides long. Its product is annotated as pleckstrin homology domain-containing family G member 7-like. Gene Ontology annotation, biological process: Rho protein signal transduction. Gene Ontology annotation, molecular function: guanyl-nucleotide exchange factor activity. Lineage: Eukaryota; Metazoa; Arthropoda; Insecta; Orthoptera; Acrididae. The record is from RefSeq and is a predicted model, not a curated record. The transcript has 8 exons. The coding region runs from base 21 to 1373 and encodes 450 amino acids.
GCUGCUUCGAGCGCCGGCUGAUGGGAGCGCGCGCCGUCUGGAAGGGGCUGGACCGCUCCCUGCCGCUCAAGCCCAGCCCGCUGGUGUCCACGCUCAGCGAGAAAGACCUCCUGGUGUCGCCCGUGUCCACAACCAGCCGCAUCGAGAGCAAACGACGCGAGGCCCUGUGGGACCUCUUCCAGAGCGAGUGCGCCUUUCUCUACGACCACCUCAUGGUUCUCAAAAACGUGUUCAUGGAACCACUUAAGAAGAUACAAGUUGAGGGAUUUGCUAUGUUUGCUGAACCUGAGCUCCUGUUUGGGAAUUUAGACGAGCUAUGCUGUGUAACGUACGCAUUCUGUAAGGAGUUCAUAAGCUUGAUGUUGGAAAACGUUGGACCUAAUGGUGACCUGCCUGUUACCGACGUCUUGGUCAAGUUAUUUCAAAAGAGUUCGCAGGCUGAUUCAGUCUCACAAGCAUACCACUGUUAUGCACUGAAUUACAUCAAUGCUCUAAAUUAUCUAGAGACCCUAAGAAGGCAUGUGGAAUUCUGCGAAUUCGAAAAGUGGUGCAACAGGGAUCCGAGAUGCAAGAAGCUGCAGCUAACAGAUUUGCUAGUGGCUCCAGUACAGCACAUAAUGAAAGUUCCACUUAUCCUAAAGGAAGUAGAAACGAGGACUGAAGAACCAGCAGAGAGAGAACUGAUAGCUCAAAUUCUAGAAGUUGAGGAAAACUCCAUCAGGGAGCUAGACGACAAGAUGAAAUGGUUGAAAAAUUUUGAAAGACUUUUGGAAAUACAGAGAAACAUAGUGUGGCCAUCAGUUUUUGAGCUGGACUCUAAAGUCUAUGUUCCAGAAUUUCUGAAACCUGCACUUAUGAAGCAACCAUGUGACAGAAUUAUUGUUAGCCCUAGAAGGCAAAUCAUUAUCGAAGGUCCAUUGCAAGUUUGGGAUACAGGAAAGCCACAGGAGAUGUACGUCGUCUUAUUUGAUGACAUGCUUUUGAUUACACGGAAGAAGAAAGGAUUAUCAAAAAAGAAAUCAUCCAUUUCUGAGAACUGGGCAAGUUCAUGCAGCCGUGGGUCACCCUCCAAUGAACCUGCAGUGCGCUACAUUGUGUACAAACAACCACUCUCACUAGAUCGCUUCUUCAUUCAUGACGUGACAACCCUGGAAAGCGCCAGUUGUCGCUUGGAAAAUGCAUUUGUUUUAGUGAGCUUGAACAGAUUUCAACAAGUUGUUACCAUUCACACAUUUCAAGCCCCAUCUGAUCAAGUAAAGCAAACGUGGCUGCUGAAGCUUAGAGACACCCAGGACAAGUGGAAACGGACACUUCAACAUACAGUCUUUCGUUCACCCCGUCUGUCCACCUGCAGUGCAAAGUCUUCCACCUGACUACCUUCUGAUAUUGGGUUGUCUUCAAGCAUGAUAUGAAACAUAAUGAAACGUUAUUUUUUGUAUAAUUCUUCUAGAUAAGUGUACUGAAUGUGAAAUAACUAUGUUAUGAAGAUAUCUAUUAUUUACAACAUAAUGAAGUACCAGGCAUGAAAAGAAAGUUGUUUUUACAGAAAGAAUAUAUUUUAUCUAAAAUUUAGGCAUAUAAUAUAUUUAAUUAAAAAUUAAUCACAUUGUAAGUGGGAAUAUAAGUUAACCAGAUGUGGAGUAAUUUUCAUAUACAUUUCUUACUUUUUUAACUUUUAAAUUCAUAUAUUAUGUUCCCACUGACAUAUUUUUAAUGAAAAUUUUGAUAUUUAAUAUUUGACUGGUGCUGUGGCACAACUAAAUACAAUCAUUAUGAGUAAUAGAACUUGCAAGAUUGUUAUUUUUGUUGUGGGAAAAAUAUUUUACUAAAAGUAAUUGCACACAGUAUUUAAUUGUAAAUGAACCAUGUUCUCAGAAAAUAUGACUUAUAUUUGGAUGAAAUUACUGAAACAACAGUAACAACCAAUUGAAAUGUAUCUUAAAUUGUGUUUUUCUUCAGUUGAUCUAUGCUGUUUUCCUCCAAAGAAUGGAACAUGCUUCAUAGCAUACUGUACAAGCAACAUGUCUCAGUUUGUAAGAAAUGACUGAUGAUCAACUUAAUACUUUUUUUUACCUUUUACGCGAUCUCAUGUAGUUUAUGGUGUUUGUGGUCAUGAUCAUGAGAAGAAACACUUGUGAUCUGUAAUAAAAGCAGUGCGUGAUGAAGUAUAUGGAAUGUGCUGGCUUUGUUGUCUAAGAGUAGUAAUAUGUGUGAUAUACAUUGUUCUCCAGAACUAUUAUGACACUUUGCAUAACAAUGAAUUCCAACUAGUUUCCCUUUGAUUCUUUAAAAGUUAUAAGAAUGUGAUGAAAAAUGGUGACUAAAAGCUGUCCAAACAAAUGAAUGUGAAUGUAGUAACAAUAAUCCAAGGGCUAUACUAAUAUCUCCAAAGGAAAUAUUCAGUAUGUGAAGAAAUUAUUUGUCUUCCAUGUUCUUCUUGGUUCACAGAAAUUAAAUAUUCUAUUGUUGUUACUUGAUGCAAUUACUGUAAAUGAAUUCACUUUAUUUGUAUAUACUGGAUUCAAUGCCAAACAAAACAGAAUUACUUGACUGACAAACUGCAAACUAUCUUCAACAAUAUAGUACUAUAUUUUGAUCCAUGUAGGUGUCUGCAUUAUGACUCAUUCAUGUGUUUGGAAUCUCAGUGAAUAUUCUUAAAUUGUUGCAUGUUAGUAAUAUUCUUUUGUCAGAAAUUAGUAAUGCAUUGUGUUUAUAUUGUUAAAUAAUCUGCAUGUAAUUGUUGUAUUUAAUUUUCUCUUGUUCAUGAAUAUCUACCAACAGGACCAUGUUUCCAUCACUCCCUAGAUUCUUAACACUGAAACAGUACAAGUGAAUCUGCUCUAGUGUGAUCCAUAAAUUUGUUUCAGUGAUUGCAAGUGUGAAAUGUGAACUAUAUCCACAAACGUUUAAAAAUGGAUAUGUAAGUAUUGUUCUGUAAUGAUAAAUUUGUAUCUUAAUUAAUUUAUAGACACUGAGCCACUUGCUUAAGGGAUAAUACUUUUUCUCAUGUUUUCUACGUUUUAUGAUAGAAAUAUUACUUUCUGAACUAAAGGUGUUUCUCAUAAUAAGUGUGAGCAGCUGCCAUAUGAUGAAAGCUAAUGAAGAUUCACGUCACUGUAAAUAACUACCAGCUGAGAAACUAAAGAUAUAAUAUAUCCUGGAAGCUGAGAUCUUCCAUAAUGACCCUUCUAGGUAAUUACUGUGAGUUAUUUUGGGUACUGUAUUCUGCAGUUUUGGGGAUCUCAUAAUUAUUUCGUUUUCUUAAUAUACAAUGAUCAAGGAAUUCUAUAUUUCACAGUGUAGUCAAAUCUAUUCUUGUGAAUGUAAUUUCAUUUCGCAGGAGUAUUGUGAUUUCCUUCACACUAGGAUUUGAAUUCAGUUACUGCAUGAGAAUACUUACAUACUCUGUAGUCAAAAUUUCCACCUCAGUAUCCUAAAGAUAAAAGAUAAGUUUGACCAUUUAAAUGAUUCAGUACAUUUAAUAAGUUCAGAGAAUUCCACCGUCUUCUGCAAGAUAAUCAUCUUUGAUGUAUCUCUGUUGCUGAAAUCAAAGCUGGAAGUACAUAUCGAAACAAUAUUAUUUCUGAUUUGUUUGCUAAUACUAGGCUUAGCACCAAAAAAUCUGGAAAACUGUGUCACUCACAGGAACAUUAACAGUCCAUAGAUAUGAGAAGUCAAUGAUAAUAAUUAGCAGUCAAAACUGAUAUCCUUAAAUAAUAAAAAUUUAGCUACAAAAGAUAUGCCAUUCUCUGAGACUGUGUGUAUUGGACCUCAGAGAAUUGUAACAUGUGUUUCAUCAUUCAGGUAAGUCCAUGAAAAACUAAUAUUUUAACUAAGAAAUGUGUGGGAAAUGCAGGUAAUAAAUAAUCAUGUGUCUUCAUUUAUGAAGGACUGACUGAGGCAAUUUGGUUUCUAUAGUUUACCACAUUUAUAAGAGACAAAAUCCAAAUACUCCCAGCAAUAUUUAGAUACAUUACAGAAAUCUGGCUGAUGAUGCAAAUGAGUGGAGUUUCGAAUGAACUGGCAACAAACUGAAUUUCAUAUUUGCCAUGCAUAAAUAUCAUAAAGAGAUUAUGCAAGAAGAAAAAACAAAGUACCUACCAGCAUAGUAAAUUAAAAUUUAUUUGGUGUAGGCAUAUUAUAAAGAUGAUGUGGUAAUCAUUGUAAAUAGAGGAUACUUAUGGUAUGGAUUAGAAAAGGUGAGUGCUAAGUGCAUCAAACAAGUAGAGAAAAGCUGUAUAAUACUAGAAUAUGUCCAUUUCAAAAUAAGAUAAAAAUUAUUUACAGAUAACAGGAAAUGAAACAAUUUUUUUCCAAAUUGUAAUUCAGUAAUCUAUUGAACGAAAACAUAUAGCCCUCAUUGAUGAACACAUACUAAUGAGUUUUUCGUAUUGAGUCCAACACAAAAAAUUAAUACACUAUUUUCUUGCAUUAAGGUAGAUUCCCCUGUAUAGUCGCAACUUCUUUGAAGUGUACAAAUCUUCAGGUAUUUGGAAACACUAUCAUUACACACAAAUCUUCUGUAAUGUUUAUGUUUCCAACAAUUUGAAAAAUUCACAUUCAGUCAGCCUACAUGCUCAGUCAUACUACAUAUGUCUAUUCAAGCAGUUUUCAUGAUUGAGUUUGUUUUAAUUGUUAUGUCCCUGCUCCCUGCUUCUCCAGUUUUACAAGAUGGAUGAGUGAUCAGAAAUUGAUCACAUUUAUACGAUAAAGCCAGAUUUCAAUGACAAAGCUGGAACAUACAGAAUUUGAAACUGAAAGUUAAGUGCAUAGCAUUACUUCUGGUGCACAGUGUUAAGUAAUAAGUGUUUUGUCAAUUAAGUAAAGGAUAUGAAUUCGAGCCCACACUUGGGACACAGCUUUCAUCAGUCAGAUCGUUUUAUUAUGAUGCACACACUGUUACAAAGUAAAAUAUUUGUUUCAGUAUGUUGAUUUCAGCAAAUGUUUCACUAAAACCUAAUACUGAUCUGCAUAUAAACUGUAUUGGUCUUUUGGUGUUCCAUGCAAGACAAAGUAAUUUCCAAUAGUUAAGACGGGCUUUAAAUGUGCUACAUGUUUUCAUUUCAUAAUACAUUGCCACCCUGUAACAAAAUCAGCCUUCACAUAAACACUAAGUUUGGUAUCAUACUACAUCUCUUCUUUCUUCCCUUUGAUUUUCUUCUGUUGGAGAGGUCCCUAAAAUAAAAUUUAGUUAAUUAUUUAGAAGCCAGUGUUCUAGUCUCCAAUGUUGCCAGCUUCUGCUACCAACAUGUUCUAAUUGUUUUUUCACUGAAUCAAAAUGCAAAAUAUGAAUUACGUAGCAAAGAACAAAAGUAUUAUUAAUGUUUAUCCAUUUUCCAACCCUGAGAUUAGAUACACACAAUAUCAUUAAUAUAAUAAGUACAUAUGUAAAACUGUGAGAAAUGAUAGUUACAGAACUGUGGUUAUUGUUCCUAACAUCCAGGCAAUUUGUAAUAAUCAGUUAUCUUAGUAACUAAUGUAUUUUUGCUUUAGGAAAACAAAACUUUCACUACUUACUCCUAACCAGAACUGAUAUUUCACAUAUCUGUUUUUAUUUGUUGAAGCCUGAUGCAAAUCAUUCAGUCAAUUUAGAAAAAUGCAUUCUAGCAUUUUCUUGAAUUUCUUGCUAAAAUAUGGUAAAAUUUAAAAAAAUAGAUCUUUCAAUAUUUCCAACCCAGAUUUUAAAAAUUAUAAUUUAUGAGUGACCUGAAUUUUAAGUAUGAUUGUAAAAUGUUCUUAUACUUAAAGUAAUGAUCACUUUAUGCAAUGUACAUAUGGCAUUUUAUCCCAGAAACAUUUCUCUAAAAAAGAUAUUUAAUCAAUAUAUGAUAUAGUUUAAUGUGUCAGUCGUUUUUGUUUUGUAUACAAACACUUUAAAUCCAGUGUUAAUAUAUUUAUAGUAUGUAGAAAAGAGGUUUCAUGCAUGGUGAAUGUUACAACUACUUACAAUUGGUCAUUGUGGAGCUCUGUCAUAUGAUAUACGAAAUUAGAUGUUCAGGUUUUUCAUCUGAUACUCCAAAAAUGCCAUAUUACUUUCGCAAGGAAUAUCUCUAAAUAAUCAUGUGUUUAAAGGCGUGUGAUGUACUGUGAGUCAAGUGAAACGACUAUAUUUUUGACAUUUUGUCAAAUACAAUGUAAAGAACGUUUACAGCUCUCUGAUAUGUUCAUGAGCUGCCUUUAUUACCACUACUGGAACCAAAAUCAGUGUGUGGUAAUUUUAAAAAACUUUAACAGAGUCUCAGAGUAUAGGAGAUUUUGUUCCCGUCUAUGUGUAUAAACUGCUAAAUAUAAGAUAUACAAAGUAAAGAUUAUCUGUACUUAGAUACAUAACUAUCCUAAACUGAUACUUGUUAUCCUUUAUGCUAAUGGAUCUCAGAACAUAAACCAUGAGCCCUUUAUGUUUCUGCUCCUUAUAAUUAAACUACAUGAAUGUUGUGGAGAUUGGUUUAAAUAAGUUAAAUUUAUAUCUACUGAUUAAGAAGCAACAGUGAUUAUAAUUUAUUAAUCUUAAAUCCAGUACAACACAGCCUAUGCCAAUUGGAAAUAAUGCUUACCGUAAAUAUGACAUCAACAAAUACGAAGGAGAAAAUUGUUUUAUUUUCUGCUGUAUAUAAGUGAAAUAGUUCAUGCAAUAUUAGUCUUGCACAAAUUAUGAAUUAUUACUCCAUUAAUGGAAUUAGUACCAAUAUAUGUAUCUUGACAAUCAACUAAAAUAUAUUUAGAAAUCCCUGAAUUAUAUUUCUUCUAAUUAUAAAACAAAGUAUUAUGGUCAAGAUUACUUAAUUGUCACACAUUUGAACUUUUA